This is a messenger RNA of Melospiza georgiana, 2600 nucleotides long. RefSeq names its product protein phosphatase 1 regulatory subunit 3D (gene PPP1R3D). The record is from RefSeq and is a predicted model, not a curated record. Gene Ontology annotation, molecular function: protein phosphatase 1 binding; glycogen binding. Lineage: Eukaryota; Metazoa; Chordata; Aves; Passeriformes; Passerellidae. Gene Ontology annotation, cellular component: protein phosphatase type 1 complex. The transcript has a single exon. Gene Ontology annotation, biological process: regulation of glycogen biosynthetic process. The coding region runs from base 662 to 1579 and encodes 305 amino acids.
CCGCGGCCGCGCCCGACAGCUCUCGCCCGCCUUCCAGCCUCUGCAGCAGCCCCGGCUCUCUCCUGCCCGACAGCCUCCAAGCCUUCCCCGGCCUCGACUCGCCCAGCAUCCAGUGUGACAGCCUGGAGUGUGCCCCCUGCUCGUGCUGCUGCUGCCGCCGGAGCGCGGGCUCGGCCGCAGGCAGCCAGGACAGCCUGCAGGCCCCUCUCGCCCGCUGCUCCGGUACCCGGUGCUUCGGGGCGCACCGCGCCUCCAGCGACCUCUCCGACAGCCUGGAGUCCUUCAUGCAGCACGACAGCCUCCAGUCGCUCUCCAGCCUGGCUGUGAGCUCCUCCAGUAUCAGCGGUGAUAGCCUUGAAUCCCUUUCCAGCCUGAGCCUGGGGGCCACCAGCCAGCACAGCGAUCUGGAGUUCAUCGGGCAGUGAGUGAGUCUGCCUCCAGCUUCCCGCACAGCGCCUUAAUGCUGGCUGACUCUCCGCCAGCUGCCCUGACACCUGCCACGCUUCGUUCGAAGGUGACAUUGUUCCAGGUGAUCCUUGCUGUAUCCAGUGCAAUAACCUCAGACCUUACUGUGGCUGCCAUUCCCAAAUUAAGUGCUUCAGAGGGGUAGUGCUCAUUAUUACCUGCAGUGUUAACGCUGUUUUUUUGUCACCAGUUAAGAAUGGAAGUGCGUGGUCCUCGAAGGAAUCCCAGCUACCUCUCAGAUCUCUAUGAGAACAUGUUAAAGGCUGAAGGAGCAGUGGCACUGAGGCAGCAGCUGCCACCAGCAGUCCAUACAAGUAGCAGCAAGACUUUUCGGAGCAGUGCCCCAGCCAAGGAGAGCCCCCAGGCAAAUAAUCGUGCGGGCAGCACCUCCUCCAGCUGUGACCCAGCCCUGCGGCCCAUCAUGCGUCGCCGGGCGAGGUCCCUGCCGACCUCGCCCGAGAGGAGGAAGAGAGCAGCAGUGCAGUGCCAGGAGCCCGGCUGCCGCAUGAACAGGGUCAGGUUUGCUGAUGCUUUAGGCUUGGAGCUCACUGAAGUGAAAGUCUUCCAGACUGGGGAGGAUCCAUCCAUCCCUUUGCACGUCCUUUCCAGGCUCUCCAUAAACUCAGACCUCUGGUACAGCAGCUUGAACUUGGAGUUUACUAUGCAAUGCUUGGUCCCUGACUUCGAGCAGCCUGCAGACUGUCUGGAUUUCUCAUCCCGACUGCAGGAGCAGCAGGUGUGUCUGGAACGGGUGAGCAGCUCGGAUCUGGGGCUCAGUGGCACCAUCCAGGUUCGGAAUGUCGCUUUUGAGAAGCAGGUGUCCGUGCGCUACACCUUCAACCAGUGGGAAAGCAUCCAUGAGGUGUGUGCUCGUUGGAACCACAGCAUCCCAGAGGAAAACGGGCAGGAUCAGGUCGAUGUGUUCACUUUCUUCCUUCCUGUGCCUCCUUUCCUCCUUCAGCUCAGCACUCUCGUCCAGUUUGCAGCAAGGUACCAAGUCAAUGGCCAGGAGUACUGGGAUAACAACAGAGGCAAGAAUUACACCCUGAGGUGCCGGACUCACCCCCUGAAGCUGCCCAGGGAGUGUGAGGAGAGCUGGAUCCACUUCAUCUGAGCACAGGGAGCGGUGCUGAGCAGCAUGUCAGUGCUCUGGUGGCACUCUGUGCCUUGGCACGGCGCUCUGCUCCUAUGGCAACAGCCUUCUUUUUGAAACCUGCCAAACCUGGCCGAGUGUCCCAGCGCUGGGAGGCAGCCAGUGGCCUGCACAAGCUGCCCUGAACCUCUGGGAAAGUUAAAAGGCCGGAAUCUGUAGUGAGAUACCAUCAUAGAAAAGCCAUGUGGGUUUUUUGGGCGCAUGAGUCAUUGCAGAAUGGUUUCCAGGAAUGCUCUGAGGCUACCAGAGAGCAAAACAACACAUUUCUUGUUGCUAGUGAUACUCUUGGUUGCAUAGAAUGUUUCUAACUGAUCUCUCUUACUGUUUUCUACUGUUUGUUUUCUAAGUGGACAGUGUGGCUUAACUGGUUUUGUUUCCAAUUUUGUUUAUAUUACUUCACCAAGUCAGGGCACUAUUCCAUUUAUGCAUAAUUUGGAUGACAGACACUGUAGGGAGUACUUGUAUUUAUAUAACUAUGUUAUUAAGGCUGUAGUCACGUUAAAUAUUUCCAUUAGUAUCUGAAUUGGAAAUUCAAUGCUAUUAUGAGCAAAACAUACAUGAAAAUGUAUCAGCCCCUCUGUUUCCCUUGGGAAAAAAACUAAAGGUGCCUUUUCCUAUCUCCUCCUUGCAGCAGGAGUGAUUGUUACCAAAGUGCAUGUAAGGCACAUCUACAUGGGGAAAUUCUCAUCUUUGUCAAGUGAUGCCCAAGUAGGUUUUUUCUCAAGGUGGUGGUUCAGGAAUUGUCUUUUUCUGGUGCACCUGCUUUUACUGAGGGAAACAAGACCAAUAUUGGACUUACGUUGCAAAUGCAGUUGAAGGUCUCAAAGCACUGUAUGAAUGCUCAUUAUUUUAUCACUGUUCCUGGUAAAGUUAUAGAUCAGGAAAUUGAUAUGAUAUAAAUAAAUACAUAUAAGGAAAAGAAAUAGUACAGGGAGCAGAGUACAGAGGCCUGGAAUAGAAUUCCAGAACCCUGAAUCACAGU